Molecule: messenger RNA, 3060 nt
Organism: Lontra canadensis (Northern American river otter)
Lineage: Eukaryota; Metazoa; Chordata; Mammalia; Carnivora; Mustelidae
Gene: TMEM215
Product: transmembrane protein 215
Exons: 2
Coding region: 502-1206 (234 amino acids)
Source: RefSeq, a predicted model, not a curated record
CUGCUUUCCCUCUUUCCCAGACUAAGUCCUUCCUCCCUCCAGCACCCGGCGCUCUGCGCCAGAGCCGGGCGCUGGGCUGUGCCUCCACUCCACUCGCAGAGCUCUGGAGACCGACGGGCACUGUUGAGAAAGACGCGCUCCCACGUCCCACCUCCUGGAUGCAGAGUCAGUGGGGAAAGCGAGGCUUUCCUUACAGAAACAAGGGAGAGAGCCGAGGGGACAGCUGUUGUGGAGGUUUCUAAGGAGACUGAGACUGGCAUCUUUCCCUGCUCCUGGGAGACAGCAGGAAACCUCAGGUACCUCAGUGACCCCAGUCUCUGUAUGUUUAUAUGAAAGAGAAAGAGGCAGUAAGAAAGAGACAGAGAAAGAAAGAGAGAGAGAAAAACAGGAAGAAAUAGAGAUCCAGAGACCGUGGUUGACAGACAAGUGGAGACAGACAACGCAAGAGAGAACUGCUGCUCCCUAGCCAGCAAGUAGCCCCCAAUCUGGAUGGAGUGAAAGAUGCGGCCUGAUGAUAUAAACCCGAGGACUGGGCUGGUGGUGGCCCUGGUCAGUGUCUUUCUGGUCUUUGGCUUCAUGUUCACCGUCUCUGGGAUGAAAGGAGAGACUCUUGGAAACAUCCCCCUCCUGGCCAUCGGGCCAGCCAUCUGCCUACCAGGCAUUGCAGCCAUUGCCCUGGCCAGGAAAACUGAGGGAUGCACCAAGUGGCCUGAAAAUGAGCUGCUAUGGGUUCGCAAGUUGCCCUGCUUCCGGAAACCCAAGGAUAAGGAGGUGGUGGAACUGCUGCGGACCCCUUCAGACCUGGAAUCGGGCAAGGGAAGCUCAGAUGAGCUGGCUAAGAAGGCCGGCCUCAGGGGGAAACCCCCGUGCCAGGGGCAGACAGAGGUGCCUGUGGCCAAUUCCAUCACCACCCCCACACCCACGGAAGGAGAACGCCAGAGCCUGGUCCAGAAUGGGCAUCAGGAGGAGACAUCCAGAUACCUGGAUGGCUACUGUCCCUCAGGCAGUUCCCUUGUCUACAGUGCCUUGGAUGCCAAGUGCUCAGCCUGGGACAGAUCUGACUGCCCGGAGCCUGAGGACAGCAUCUUCUUUGUGCCCCAGGACAGUAUCAUCGUUUGCUCCUACAAGCAGAACAGUCCCUAUGACAGAUACUGUUGUUACAUCAAUCAGAGCCAAGGCAGGUGGGACCACGAGACAAUAGUCUAAGCUUUGCAUACAAGAGUCGCUGUGUUGAUAGAAAUGUGACUACACUCAGCUUCCUGGGGAAGGAAACUGCCCUGCUCAACAGCCUUCAAACUGUUAGAAAUUGACUUGGUAUGUGAUGGGUGUGCAAGCCUCGGGUGCCUGAAGGCAUGUAAAUAGGCAUGUUGGGGACACAUUUUAGAGAAGGGUGAUGAGGGUUAAGGACACUGAAGAGGCAGUGAGUAGGAGAGAAAGCAGUUCCAAUUGCUUUUUAACAAUUAAACCAUGUUGGAUGUUUUGUAAAAUAACCCAGAAAGUGCUACUCAGCACCUGCUAAAAGCAAGAUAAAUCUAGAGUAGGCUGCAGAUAUCAGGCAUGAAAUGAUACAUGGGCUUGCCAUAGGGAAACUGAGCAGCUUUCAGUCGGAAUAAAUCAAAAGACAAAACAAUUUAGUGCUUCGUUGUAUGAAAUGAUUUUUUCUGGUGAAAGCUUUUCACACUUAUUAUUUGCUGAAAGAAAAAAGUCAAGACAGAAAAGCUACUCCCUCCUUAGGUGGGAUGGUUUUUGGAGAAAGGGGAGUUGAAUUAUGUAAUUGAGUUUUAUGAUAUUAUCCUCUGACAAGAUCAGAGAUUUCAAAUAAAGUAAAAUAAGUGUGUGACCAGCUAGGUAAAAAACUAAAAAUUUUAGAUGGCUAUGUUACUUCUUAAACUCUUCAUUUAAAUUGAUCUACUGGGUCUUUAUCUUAAGUGGUUUUUUUUUAAUAUUUGCUAUCAUUCAUGUAUAAUUUCCUCAUCGGGUGCAAAAUGACUUGAUGUAAUAUUUUCAUUAAUUAGAAUUUGUGUUCAUCAAGUCCAAAUGGGUUUUACAUAUGUAUACAAGUGUCUUUAACAUUUCUGGGAGUCCUGGUAAUAACUAUUCCUAUAUGACUUUUGAAAUCUGAAAGCUAUGAAAUCAACACAAUAGUCUUGAACUUUAUGCAGAAUUUACACAAAAUGCAAUGGUUAAACUUCUGGAAGUGUCAUUAUUUGUACAUUUAUUCAACAUUCCCAGAGACUAUAAAUGCCAAUGAAACAAGAGUUAAUCUAGUAGAUUUAACUAAAGCUCAGUUUUUAUUAAGUUCACCUAAUCAGUGAGCAUUGCAUGACAAAGGUCUGUUUUAUUUCAUACUUAAUUUUUUGCUGCUGAGGGAAAAAGGCACAAAGGGAUCCUAAAAUGUAUUUUCUGUUUCAGUUGCUUAACUAUAAUAGACAAGAGGGCAAUCAGCCAGGAUACCAUUUAGUCCCUAUUGAAGAGAAAUAUUGAAUUAUAUAGAGAAAUCAUGGUAUAUUUCAUCUUGAAGAUCAGAAUGUUUUGUCUCCUUCAAAGAAUGAUGAUUUAUUGUUAAUGUUCAGAGAGUUUCAGCCACUUUUUCCCUAAGGGGGAAUUGAGGACACAAAUUCUGGCCAUACCCCUUUUGUAUAUUUCAGAUCCAAGUCUGCAAGCCUUUAAGUGUAGCAUUCAGUCUUAAGAAUCAUGCCCUUAAAAAGCAAAAUUUCCAAACCAAGUUCAACAUCAAAAGAGUAUGAUUUUUUUUUUAGUAGGGCUUAAAUGUCAGAAAAUGAGAUGUGUGAUCCUGAGCAAAUUUUAUCUUCUUGUACCUCAGUUCUCACUCUUCAGAAAUCAGGGAGGAGUGGGACUGACUUACACUAGAGUAUGUCUAUCGUUCAUUCCUGGUUUGAAUAUUCUAUGGCAUCAUGUCAAAGACACUUUAUAUAAUGCCAGGGGAUGAGAUAUAACAAAAUGCAUGCCAAAGUUAUGCAAUUCAUGAUAAAAAUUAUAUGACAUGGAUUAACUUCUUACUACUGCUCAAAAUAAUUUUGUAGGUGUAUGAAAGCUGAU